Messenger RNA from Lethenteron reissneri (Far Eastern brook lamprey), 2734 nucleotides. RefSeq names its product small integral membrane protein 12 (gene SMIM12). NCBI's taxonomy places the organism in Eukaryota, Metazoa, Chordata, Hyperoartia, Petromyzontiformes, Petromyzontidae. The record is from RefSeq and is a predicted model, not a curated record.
GGGGGGGUCCCCCGCGUGUCACCUUCACUCGGGACCUGAACAGCGCAGGGCUUCAUCGCCGAGUCCAGCGCCUUCACUCAGCAGGGCCUGCAGUGGUCACACGGGGCCUUCACUCAGCAGGGCCUGCAGUGGUCACACGGGGCCUUCACUCAGCAGGGCCUGCAGUGGUCACACGGGGCCUUCACUCAGCAGGGCCUGCAGUGGUCACACGGGGCCUUCACUCAGCAGGGCCUGCAGUGGUCACACGGGGCCUUCACUCAGCAGGGCCUUCAGUGGUCACACGGGGCCUUCACUCAGCAGGGCCUGCAGUGGUCACACGGGGCCUUCACUCAGCAGGGCCUUCAGUCAGCAGGGCCUUCAGUCAGCAGGGCCUUCAGUGGUCACACACGGGGCUCACCGCGUGCAGGGCCUUGUACAGGGCAUUGACGACACGGCUAUCAAGGGCCCACGCGGCCUUGGCGAACUUCACCGACUGACAGGGCCUUCGCGCGAUUCCAGGAGCAUCACCCUCGGGCCUUCGUGAGCGUGAGAGCCGGAUCUCCCUCGAAAAAGAGACUUUCGCUCAACGGGUACGCACUUGUUUUAAACAACAAAGUAGAGCGCGUCAUGUGGCCGAUCAUCUGGACCGCGAUGCGCACCUACGCGCCCUACGUGACCUUCCCCGCGGCGCUGGUCGUGGGCUUCGUGGGCUACAACCUGGAGUGGAUGGCGCGCGGCGGAGACCUGGGCCAGCCGUACGAGGAGCGCGGGGUGCUGGAGCGACGCGAGGAGCGCCGGCUUCAGGAGCAGCUCCAUGACGUGGCCACCGGUGGCCCCGGCCACUUCAACAGUCUGCACGACGUGCGCGAGUUUGCGCCGCGCGCCGUGCUGGAGCGUAACCGCGCCGGCGGUGGAAGCGUGAGCUAGUGCGAUGCGUGACGCGCCGUCGAGCCGGCGGGUUGCGUUGAGCUGCGUCUGCGCUGCCAGAUGAGAUUGGUGAUGCGAGCAAAGGUAAUUGGUGUCAUUCCCAUCGUGACGAUUCGUCGUGUUUGGCAGACGUUUCGUGAAAAUGUAGUGGUGUCCCAAUUAUCGACAAUGGAGCCACUACCACCACGUCUUUGCUGACAAUCGGAAGAAAUAGAUCGGUUAACAAGAUGGGAAUGAUAUCCAAAAAAUUUAAUAAAUAUUUUGCCAGUCUGUAAGUUUCUUUUAUAAAGAAUAUAAUGGGAUGGAGGUAUCUACACUAAAGACAAAAUAAUGGUGGAUCUAACAACGGUGCAAAAUUAUAGAAAUUCAAAAAUGUCAUGCCACAUAAAGGUUCUCUAAUAUAUUGGCAAUGUACCUGAUAUGAUAAUUGUGUUGUUCCAAUGAUAAUACUUAGAGAAGGCUUUGUUCAAGCGUAUGGGAGGGAUGAUUUCCUGAAUUGGUGUAAACUUCCUCUGCACUAGUAUCCUUCAUCAGGGGGAUGAUUGUUGGGACAGGUGCUGAACAGGUAGCAUAGAGCUUUCAUGAGGUGAUUGACCGUCUUGUAAGACAACUUGAAUGAAAGUGUACUGGGAAAAAAAGUUUGAUCUAAUUUUUGUCACUUGGUCAGCCUUUGAUCACAUCCGUGUCAGUUUGUUUUUUGUGUGUAAUGCAAUCGGUGUCACUACAAAUAUGGUUAUAAUUAUUGAUGGUGUGUUUGGUGUAGUGUUUGCCAGGUGACGUAACAGAAAACAUGAAAUUGCAUACAUCUCACCUGUUCAUACCUGCAGCCUUUGUAAUUGAGUAGUAUUAAAAUAAAUGUUGAAAGAAAUAAGUUUGCCAAAUUAUUGGUUGAUCUUUUUAUAUAAUGUAUUGUCGAACAUAUAAACCCAUAAAACAUGGACCAUUUUUCCAACAGACUGAAUAGCAAUACUUUUGCAUGUGGCUAAUAUACUCUGGAAAGUUCUGUUGCGUAACUUAAGUUCGGUGUCCUAAUUAAUACAACAUAAUUCGAGUGUUGCAGUACUUUUAUGUCAAUUGAACUUUGUCUUCUCCCUUUAUGGUACGUGUAUUUUAUUUUGUGUUUAAUAUAUAUACUCUUUGGUUUUUUCGGUAAAGUCACGUCUUUUUUACCUACGUGACUACCGAAAAAACCAGAGAGUAUGGACCGUUGCAGUCACGAAAACUUCUAAUCUAGAAUUAUUAUAGAUUGUGGGGGAAUUGUCCCUAAGGGUAUCAUAUAAUUAAACCUUUUAGAGUUAACAUAGCUCUGGAAAGUUAUAACUGGAUACAAUAUGGCAUUUUCUGUUGUAGCUGCAUUUUGAGUUUAGUUUGUCCUUUCCCCCAGCACCUCCGAUAAGUAUGGUUGGCUACGUACGGUGUGAAAGAAAUUCAAAAUGUAUCAAUGCAUACGUAGCAACUGUGCCGGCUCACUAUACCACUGUGAACACAUUUACAAAGGCGCACUCGGCGAUAUACACGGCGUUGAAUGGCAGGAGGUGAACCCUCUGUGUUGCUGGGAUGUUGUUACCUGGGUUUCACAUGGCUGUUAUAUGUUGGCUGUGCAAUGUUUAUUUAAAAGACUGCUCGUGUCUCUUGUGAUUGGCCAACAUUGUACAAUGCUGGUGGGUUUCAGUGAAUUUAUGAAGUGGCCUUUUCACAUAUAAAUUAAUGUGGAUGUGUAUGCUCAUGUAUACAUGUUUAAGCAGUAUUCCACACUGUGCUUUGAUGUACAGCAAGUUCAAUAUUGUAUUAUACAAAUAAUUUGAAUAAAAUGAUAUAAUUAUAUAUA